AUGGCCAGCACGAUUCUCGACCUCGUCUACUCCAUGGGCAGCUGCCUGUCGUGCUUCCCGAGCACGCCCACCCUCAAGAUCAACGGCCGCAGCUUCAAGAUCCUGCGGCUGCUCGGCGAGGGCGGCUUCUCCUACGUCUACCUGGUCCAGGACACUGCGACCGCCGAGCUGUUUGCCCUCAAGAAGAUCCGGUGCCCCUUUGGCGCCGAGUCCGUCGCCCAGGCCAUGCGCGAGGUCGAGGCGUACCGGCUGUUUGCGCGGUCCGAAGGCAUCAUCCACUCGGUCGACUAUAGCGUGGCCACCGAACGGGGCGGCGGCGGCGGCGGCGGCAACAUUGGCGACAGCGGCGGCGGGCCGGCCAAGACGGUGUACAUUGUGCUGCCGUACUACCGGCGGGGCAACCUGCAGGACCUGAUCAAUGCGAACCUGGUAAACCACACGCACUUCCCGGAGAAGCAGCUGAUGCAGCUGUUCCUGGGCAUCUGCCGCGCGCUGCGGGAGAUGCACGUGUACCGGGGCAGUCCCGCGGCGGCCGCGGGCGGCGGCAGCACCAGUGACGAGCACAUGGACGUGCCGCAGCGGGGGGGCCCCGCGCAGCAGCCGGCACGUGCAGGUGGCUCCCGCGCGGCCGGUGCCGACGACGAGUUCGAGGCCGAGCAGCAGCGUCCGCUCAUGGGCGACGAGGAGCCGCGUGUCGGCGGCGGCGGCGGCUCCGGCCGCAGCUACGCCCAUCGUGACAUCAAGCCAGGCAACAUUAUGAUCGCCGACGACGGCACCACCCCCAUCCUCAUGGACCUCGGCUCCAUUGCCGACAGCCCGCUGGCCAUCACCUCCCGCAGCCUCGCCAUCGCCACCCAGGACGUCGCCGCCGAGCACAGCACCAUGCCCUACCGCGCCCCCGAGCUCUUUGACGUCAAGACCGGCGGCGUCGUCGACACCAAGGUCGACAUUUGGUCCAUGGGCGCCACCCUGUUUGCGUGUCUCGUGGGCAAGUCGCCGUUUGAGAUGCGGUCCGACGAGACCGGCGGCUCCCUGGCGAUUUGCGUCCUGAGCGGCGACUGGCGGUUCCCCGACGAAGGACCCGGUCGCAAGCCAAAGGCGCCCUCAGGGCCGCCCAAGCGGACGGGGACGGGGAUGAGUGCCAGUGGGGCGGCCGGUGGCGGCGCUGCUGCUGGUGCUGCUGCGUCCGUGCCGGCCGACGAGACGACCAUCAGCGAACCGGUCCGCGAAGUUGUCCGCCGGUGCCUGAGCGUCGAGCCGGCCGAGCGGCCCGACAUUGACGAGCUGAUCCAGCUGGUGGAGGACACGCUGGAGCAGUUGGAGUAG
Sporothrix brasiliensis 5110 is the source of this 1326-nucleotide messenger RNA. Its product is annotated as serine/threonineeeee kinase 16. The transcript is spliced from 3 exons. Gene Ontology annotation, biological process: regulation of vacuole fusion, non-autophagic; vacuolar protein processing; protein phosphorylation. Lineage: Eukaryota; Fungi; Ascomycota; Sordariomycetes; Ophiostomatales; Ophiostomataceae. Gene Ontology annotation, molecular function: protein serine/threonine kinase activity; ATP binding. Bases 1 to 1326 code for a protein of 441 amino acids. Gene Ontology annotation, cellular component: Golgi apparatus; cytoplasm. The record is from RefSeq and is a predicted model, not a curated record.